This is a messenger RNA of Rhopilema esculentum, 7743 nucleotides long. NCBI's taxonomy places the organism in Eukaryota, Metazoa, Cnidaria, Scyphozoa, Rhizostomeae, Rhizostomatidae. The record is from RefSeq and is a predicted model, not a curated record.
ACAAAACCAUGUGACAGAGCAGACAACAAAAUGGCUGGCUAACGAAGGGCUCACUCUAUUCGGAAAUGGCUUCAUCACAGGACUUACUUCAUGUUGACCCUACAAAAGGAUUAAAUGUGCUUCUAUUAAAGAAAGAUUUGGAGAGUAGAAAAGCAAAACCCAACAUACAAAGGCCUGAAAAACCACAAGUCCUGAGUCAGGUAAAAGACUUUCUUCCUCUACUUGCCUCAGCUAAUGAAAAGUUGGAGAAGGAUCUUGCUUUCAAACCAUUAUCUGAUUUCGACAUUGAGAAUGUUGAAAGUGAUGAAAAGUAUGUUGAAAUGAAUAUUGGACUGUACCUCAAGGGUAAUCAAAGCUCGUCAGAUGAAAGCAGUGACUCCGAUGAAGAACAAAUUUGCAAGAUGUUUGAUGAAGUUACUGAUGACAAUAUCCAGCUGCAACAAGUUUCCAAGAUUAAACCAAAUCUUAUAUCUGAAGUAAGAGCGGAUGUUAAUAAAACUGAAAAACCAAAGGUUAAAGGAAGAAGUAUUCAGACUAAUACUUGCAAGAGAUCGCGAGGAAGAAAGAAGAAAAAAUAAACUUGUUGCCAAUAUUAUCGAGUUCAUCUGGUUUUCUGGGUUUACUAACAAUCUUCUCAACUUGAAAUUGUACCAAGAAAUAUCAACGUUCUUCUUGUUGAGAACACACCUCAAUAUAUCUUUUACCUGACCAGUGAAUCCCUAAUACCCCUUAAUCUCCCAACCAUUAAAGUGCUACUGCAACGAAAUUUUCGAAUUGUCUUUUUUGGCCUUAAAAGAAACUUCAAUCUUUGCUGAGAAAUAUGAUAUAAAAAUAAUUAGCAGCAACACAUUAAAUUGUUUACAAAAGGCCGCCAAAGUUAUGAGGUCAUGGCGAAUUUCGCACAUCGCGUGUGACGUAGAAAGUAGAACACAUUGCAAACAGCAAACAACAACAAAGCGCACUCCGGUCAGACGUCAGUAGAUGCCUGUCGAAGAUGGAUUCAUUUUAGUUUUACCAAAUUAACGCAAGAUGUCGGACAGCGAAUACAGCAGCACCGAAAGUAUUUCAGAGCAAUUUUCAUUAAUCGAUAGUUCAACUGACGGAGAUUAUGAAGUUGUGAACUUACAAGCUCACGCUCCAUACCAAGACGAACCACUGGCUCUGCCUGGGCAAGCGCGAGUGAAUUUUGAGGAAGACAAGGAUGGCAUUCCUCGUGAAACACUGGAGGCCAGAUUCGAGAAGAGAGUUGCUGUGAAUGACUGGUGCUCGUGUUCACAGUGUAAAGAUGAACUGUUGGUGGGUGCGUUAGAAUACAGAUGCUGCAGGGAAGUACACUGUGCUAUUGGCAAGGCAGUUUUUGAUGGCACAAUUGAUGGAAUAACAUGUAUCAUCCAACACCGCGAUUACAACGCAUUGGUCAAUACAGAGGUCCUGAUGAUGGUUGGGCCUUUAUUGAAAGACUCGCAAGGGCGAGCAUACAAGCGAAGAGCAGGACAAGGCAGAAACGAGUAUCUUAGAGCUGUUGCCUACAGAUGGCUAAUUCGUUGGUUCUGUGGUUACCUUGGUUGGGACAACAGAAGACCACUGCCAGCCUGCAUAUACCAUAACAUAAGGACGAAAUUCCAGACAGCUGCUACUACUGGUUAUGCAGAUAAUGAAUAAGACUUUAAGCAUUAAAAUAUUUGAGAGUAACUGUUUAGAUCUGACUCAUUUUCAGUAAAAAUAUGCAAACAUUUCAAAUGUGCCAAAACUUAUGAAUCUGAGGGUCCAAAAGCUCUACAAAAUAAGCUACAGAAUAUGGCUUUUGCCCUCAUGUUUCACUACAUGUUUGUUCCAAAUAUCAGUAUAAGUAGCAGUUGCUCUCAAACAUUUCCAGUCAGUUUAUUUGUUUGAGUGUAUUUAACUUUUGCUAAUUUCUAACCAGUAAAUUUUAAACUUAACCCUUUCCAUACUGAGGUCCACUUUUUUAAUAAAAGUUUUGGUAGAACACAAGUGGACUUCAAAUACCGAAAGGGUAAGGCUUUUUGAUAAAAGCAAAUACUUUCUUUUGCAAAGAAGAGAGAGAUCUGGAGUGUUUCACCAAAAAUCAGUCACACUUUCCACGUUUAUGCCCCUUUGUUGGUUUCCCACAUUUUUUGCAGCAGCGGUUGGUCUUCCUUUUUCUUGUGCUUUCAGCCAAUACAGCUGGUUUCAUUAGGCUUAAUUGCAAGGAUUCUUGUUCAUUUUCUGUGCAAAAAAUUAAACCAACAAUAUAACCACAAAGGCAAAAUAAAAGUGUACCACAACCAAAACCUGUAUUUUGAUUGCAAGAUUAGCUGCUGCUGUGCAAAUGUACAUUCUAUAUAAAUAUACACAAAUUAUGAUUUCAGUGAUUAUGAUGGGAAAGGGUAUUGACCCAAAGAUCCCAGAUUGAAUCUGGUCAAUCUAUUCUUACAAAUAUGAACAAUAAGAAUUUGCAAUUACCCCAUUUUCUAUGAGACCUUGAACCAAUGAUUUCUAAAUGGUCCCUUUCAUAAGAAAUUUAUAUAUAUCUUGAUGGAAAACUAGGCUUUCUGUUUAACAAGUGGUUUUCCCUUGCUGUAUGAUCCAGUAUCCCAGUGUAAUUACAUACUGUAUUUCAUCAACAGACAACAGUAUGUGAAGUUUUUGUCCAAAUAACACAAGAAAAUAUUUUACCUGUAGGGUACAUUGGUGUAGUAGUGCUCUGCUUUAAAAUAUAUUCAGAGAUGGCAUCAUUCUUUUGACGUCUGUUUGGGAACUGAGCAGUUAAAGGCUCUGGCACUUUCCGUGUGUACUUGUCCAGGACACUCCCAAGCUCCUCCAAGGGCGUGCUGAACAAAACAUUUCUUAUAUUGUCCACAUAUGCUGCAAUAUGAGGAAAAAUUUAUACAAUUUCAUGGUCUGUAGAUACUCUGGCGCACUGUUACAUAGUAACUGUUUUAUUUUUAAUUCUGAUGCAUAAAGCUAAGUGUGUUUCAGGCUAAUUAACAAUGGCAGGCAAUAUUUUUAUGCAUUAUUAGUCUCAUAACAAUUUUUAACUUGUGGGGUACAAAGCACUCAGUGAAGUUAACUGGAUAGACUACUUUUAAGUUAAAGUCCAACACAAAGAAGUGAUAGAAAAAAGAUAUCAUCCUUUAUUCAUUUAAUUUCAAGACAACAUUAAACCUCAUCAACUAGAAUCAUUUCAUGUCUUUCAAAUAUUUUGCAAGCAAUUGUAACAUUGUGAGUUUUGUGACUCUAACAACAGAACUAACAAAGCCUUUCUCAUUGAAGCAGUCUGUAACACAGAAUACCUUUGUUUGAUGUCAAAAUUAGUAGUAAAAUAACAAUUUUAUUGGUUUACUUACCAUAUGUAGGGGGUAUGGCAACUUCUCUGACAACUUCUUCCCCAAGUUUGAAUUUUGGGUAAACAACUGAGUAGCAUACUGAUCCAUCUAAUGCUGUUCGUGCUUCACGAUUGAGAUUCUCGUUAAAAUGAGAAAUAGCCAAAACAUGUCUGAAACAUAAGAUGCAUUAUGUGUUACGUCUGGUUUAACUAGAUAAAAUACAUUUUUCUGUUCUAAAUGACUGUUUGGCUUGCUAUGUCAAGACAUCUUGUUUGGAUAUUUAAAUACUUCUCCCAUUUUCAAUCUUUAGAACUAACCAAACAAGACUAUCUUGGUGCAACACGCCACAUAACCACAUAAAAAAUUACAUCACACAAUUGUCUCAUGUGCUGAAAUUAUAACAUCUGAGAUCUCACCUGCAGUAUGUACCAAGCCAAGAAAAGUGAACCAUUUUUGGGUGCCAGUGAUUUAACGUUGAAUGAAAGCCUUCCAGGCAGCUUGUCUGGGCAUCACAUGAUAGACUCUGGACAUCUUUUAAAGUGGUUGUGUUGCAAAGAAUCUUGAGUAAUUUGUCAUAUGCAGGUGUACCUGACAAAAUAUCAAAAACCAAAACAUUUCAAAUGGAUUUCCACUAAAAACAAGGAAUGGUUGGUUUCAUUCCACUAAAGUCUGGAUGAUGUACUAUUCGCCUCCAACAAAUUUAAGGCUUGUACCCACAAAACAUUUACAUUUACAUACCGAUUGGAAUCCAUUCACGUGGUUCAAGUUCAACAUGUGCACACUUGUUGUAUAACAGACUCGGAUGUUCAUCAUGUUUGUUUGCAAUAUGACGCAUCAAGGAUCUCCACUUUGCAACAAUCAACUCACCAAAGCCUUGCUUGGUAGAAAGGGCACACCAAUAAAGAUGCUUACGUAUUCCCUUGAGCCAUAAUUUUAGUACUUCAAAGCCUUUUUCUUUGCUGCCUUUCAAGAUUUUCUUUGUGAGACCUUUGCAGACAUGCCACAAAUCAUUGAAAUGGGAGGUUUCAGGCUGUGAUUCACGAAUCCACUUUGCGAUUCCUUUGUGUCGAUCACUUAUGAAUGUUGUGAUUGUCAAACCAGCAUUCUUUAUGUACUGAAAGCAACGUUUGGCUCCAUCAAGUUCCAUUGCGUUACUUGACCCUGAUUCAUUUGCCUUAAAAUUAAAAGGUUUCAUUUAGGAGUUGCAUGCAAAUCACAAAUGCCACUGCCAUCUUUAAUAUAGUGGUUACUUCUUUUGUGUUUGGUUGAUACAUUUUCUCACUCAUUCAGUGAUAUAAUCUGUGAUGCAUUGAAACUCUACCAAAUAUGAGUGCUGUAUAAAUCCUCUAAAACACUUUAAAAUGGCAAUAGCAGAUUUAUCUGUUUUCACAUGAAAUUGAUAAUUAUACUUACAGUACUUAACUUUUUGGGUUGCUGUGGACAAUAGGAUUGAAAAAAUGCCUUAGACAAACACAUGACACAGAAACAAUGACUCUGAAAAAUUGCUCACCUGAAGCAGUUCAAAAUGGACCAGUUUGGAGAUGGAAUUGGAAAACAAUGUGUAGACACCAUAUUUAGCAUUGUGACCCAUAGAAUCAAACCUUCCAUCUCCAGACCAUUGUGCAUUCUUGACCCCUCUCAAUUUUUCAAGCAGUGAUGAGCGAUAGCUUUCCCAAUGAUGGAGCACAGAUGGGAAGAGGAAUUUUUUCUGAUGAUAAAAAAAGGUCCGUCCAGAUAUGGCUGACAGCCCCAUGUGUCUAAACAUCAACAAAGCCUGGCUUAUUCUCACACCCGAUGUCAAGAUGCCAAAACUCAGCAUUACAUUGCCUGCAGGAUAUUUUCCAAAGAGUGAUGGCUGACUUUUCCACUGGAAAUGCAUUCUGCACUGCCUACAUUUCUGCACAACAGUUGCCAUUGUUCCAGUGCGAUGUACCUCAACAGAAGGAUUGUCAGCUUUGCAUCGGAAACAGAAAGUUUUGAAAAUUGCCAACAACAUGCCAUAGAAAACCACAAACUUGGGCUCUUCAGCAACUCUCGUCCCAGGUCUAACACUAAAAGAGGUUUACUGUAUUGUAUAACCGGUCCAAAACUGUAAAGCUGCUCUGAUAGGGUUAUAAAGUGAAAAAAGGAAGGAGCUGUAUUUUCAAUAUACUUUCAAUAUAUACUUUCAAUAUUGUGAAACAUACUGCACUUUCUAUUUUGUUUUGCCUGAAACUGGAGCUGAAUGACUUGUGUUGUUUUGCCUGAUGCUGGAUCUUUUCAGACAGUGACUUACAUUAAGUCAGAUAUUGAGUGAUGAAACUGCAGUACAGUUUCUGUGAAAAUUAUUUUCAGCCUAAUCACAAUCAAACAUACUGUAUUUUCUAUUUUUUGACAACUCCUCUAUAUCUGCAACCCCAGGGGGGGGGCACUCCAUAACUUUUGAUAUUCGGGGUCUGUGAAUUACAACAUUGACACAAUUCAAUAUUUGGGGCAAAAAUGUCUUGCAUUGACUUCACAUGGAAUGCAGUGUGACCCUGAAGUUGCGAAUCAUGAAAUAAGUGUUUUCGUAUUUUUUAAAAACUUAGAAAGAUCAAGAAUCUCAAAUUGAGAUCAUUCAAAAAUGUUGUAGUGGUCCCAGAAAUAGAUAACAAUAUUGGGGUCACCAAAACAUUAGACUUUACAUUAGACGCUAAAAUUGAUUUUCAAAGCAAUCAGUUUUUACCUUACAAGAUUUCUUGAAACAAACUGAUUUCCAUCAUCUUCGGUGUCUGUGGAGUCGGCCGAUUCUUCCAAAGUUGCCCAGUCUUCCUCAUCCUCAUUUUCCAGACUCAAGUCUUGACUGACAUGAACUUCAUCAAGCCCAUUGUCAUCCGAACCGCUAUCCAUUAUAUAACCUGAAAGGCUACUUGCAUCCAUGUCUUCAGGCAUAACAUCCGUGUUUGUAAGCUUGCAAGAAAAUUGAGUAAUGUCAUUUAGUGUGUAAUGUUACUUUGGUUUACAAUCCUUAAGCAAAAAAGCUCCAGGGGCCAGAAGUUGUAUGUGGAAUGCACAGAAGUAACCAAGAGAAGGGUAACACUGAGUGUACUUUGACCAAUGUCAAACAGAAACCCAAAACGAGUUCUAAGGGUAAAGAAAGAAAUACCUGCUCAAUUUUUGCAUACAGCUCUGCCCUCUUCUUCUUCAACUUGCUGACCUUUUUUUGCAGAUACACUAUUUUAGCUUUAUUAGACUUGCAGUUCUCACAAGCAAUAUUGCUUUCGACUCGGCUAUCCAAUUCUUUAUUAUCAUCUGCUUCUUCUACAUCAUCGCCAAUGUCUGAUGUCGUCGUUUCGAUAGGUUUCGGGGUUAUAAUAGCACUUCGAACAAUCUGCAAAGAAAAAAGUAUAGACGAUCAAAAAAACAACUCAGAACAAAUGAGUUCUACGAUGGACAUUGGUCUGAAAGUGAAAGAACAACAAACCAGGAAGUAGGCCAGAGGGCCUAAAUCUUCGCUCACCUGUCUUCGAUCUCGAUCUGACAUUUCUUCAGAUAUCUUCGGAGCUUCGUUUGCUACAUGAACCGUUGGCACUGCAUCAGGCUUGAGAAAAGACUUAACUCCGAGCUGUAAAGCUAUGUCUCUUCGCAUUGUGAAGGAAGAUUCCUCAAAGUGACUCCCACACAAAAUUGAUGUCUUCGAAGGGACCCAGCCUGGUCGAUAACGCCGCACAAAUUGGACCCAUUUCUGAUGUCUCGCGUUGUCUUUUUCUUUAUCGGGGAAUAAGUGAACUGACACCCCAUCAGUAUAUUGACUAUUUCCACAGCUGACUAAGUUAGGGCCACCAGCAACACAGCGCUUUCCUCCUCGGCUCUGUUUCUCCACUCUACUCGCCAUGUUGAAGUUGUCGUGAUGAAGUUAGGAUAGCGUGCCGCAUUGUUCUUUGAAAUUCGUGUUCUACUUUCUACGUCAUCAGGCAGCUAGAAAAAUUCGCACGCGAUCUGCCAAAAUCACCAACUUUGACGGGCCAUAAAAAAAAUUCUACUCCACCGAAUUGAAAUCGGUUUUCAGUAUCGUAAUUAGCGCAUAAAGAUGUCUCGGAAUAUGAACAAAACAGAAAUUCGAAAAUUUCGUUGCAGUAGCACUUUAAAUAUAAUAAGUAACUAUAUAUAAGCAGUAAAUAUAAUCAAUUGAGCUAUUGGCAAUUGACUAGAUAUCUGAAGUGUCAAUUAGGAAUACUGUUUUUGCAAGAACCAACAAGGGACGAUCAGUAAAGAUUUUUGAUUAGUAAAUAGAAUCUAUUGAGUCCGGAACAUUUAUUACAUAACAUUAUGAUCUUUGUAUUUUAGUAUUGUUGUGUUUUGAAACUAUACUUUUUAAAUUUUCUUAGUGUGCUAACUUUAUAUUUUUGAAAUAAAGUUUUCUGUAAGAUAUAAAGAUUAAAUUUGAAGGGUAAUUUUU